ACUCGGAGACAUUCCACACGCGCUGAGAGCGAGAUCAACGGCACAGUGGGAAAAACACAGGAGAGUGACACACACAACAACCACUCGAGGACCGUUGGCUUAGCUGUUUUCCUUUUUAACAGCGUCUUAUUGAAAUCCACAGCGGGAUAAUUUCAACACAAAUCUCAGCAGAGACUAACCGUGAAGAUGGGUUCAGUCCCGGUAUUAUCUGUGCUCAUUCUGGCCAUCGCUGUUCCGAGUCUAGCCGGAUACAUUGAGGCACUGGCAGCUAAUGCAGGUACAGGAUUUGCUGUUGCAGAGCCGCAGGUCGCCAUGUUUUGUGGCAAACUCAACAUGCACAUUAACAUCCAGACUGGCCGCUGGGAACCGGACCCUUCUGGAUCCAAAACCUGCGUCGGAACCAAAGAAGGAGUUCUGCAAUACUGUCAGGAGAUGUACCCUGAGCUGCAAAUCACAAAUGUGGUGGAAGCCAACCAGCCAGUCAAGAUCGAGAACUGGUGCAAGAAGGACAAGAAACAGUGUAAGGGACACGCUCACAUCGUGAUCCCCUACAAGUGCUUGGUUGGGGAAUUCGUGAGUGAUGUCCUCCUGGUGCCAGAGAAAUGUAAAUUCUUCCACAAGGAGCGUAUGGACAUGUGCGUGAGUCAUCAGCAAUGGCACGGUGUGGCCAAAGAGGCCUGUUCUAAGGGAAGCAUGGUCCUGCACAGCUACGGCAUGCUGCUUCCCUGUGGCAUCGAUAAGUUCCACGGCACUGAAUACGUCUGCUGCCCGUCUACUCGUCCCGAGGAGCCCGUACCUCCUGCUUCACCCUCAAAAGAGCUUGAUGAUGAGGAUGAAGAUGAUGAGAAUGAGGAGGUGGAGGAGCCUGUCAUUGAGGAGGAGGAUGAAGAGGAUGAAGAUGAUGAAGCAGUAGAGGAGAGCGAGCCUGUUGCCAACGAGCCGCCCACUCAGGAGGACACAGCUGAAGAGGAGGAGGAGCAGGAGGAUGACGGAGAUGAGGAGGACUACCACUACGUGUACGAGGAUGAAGAGGAGGACCGAGACAGUGAGGAAAAGGAUGAGAAGAAAGAGAAAGCUGUCGUCCCAGAGAGCCAAGAUGAUGACAAAACUCUGCAGGAAGUGGAAGCUGUGUGUUCUCUGGAGGCGGAGACCGGCCCCUGCCGUGCCUCUAAGCCUCGCUGGCACUUCGACAUACAGCAGAGGAAGUGUGUGCGCUUCAUCUACGGAGGCUGUGCCGGCAACCGCAACAAUUUCGACUCGGAGGAGUACUGCAUGGCCGUGUGCAAGCGUUUGCUGCCGCCCACUCCUCAACCCACAGAUGAUGUGGAUGUGUACUUCGAGACCCCAGCAGAUGAUAAAGAGCACAGCCGUUUCCAGAAGGCCAAGGAGCAACUCGAGAUCAGACACCGCAACCGCAUGGAGAGGGUGAGGAAGGAGUGGGAGGAGGCCGAGAGCCAGGCCAGGAACCUGCCCAAAGCUGAGAGACAGACACUGAUCCAGCACUUCCAGGCUAUGGUGGAGUCCCUGGAGGAGGAGGCAGCCAGUGAGAAACAGCAGCUGGUGGAGACUCACCUUGCCCGGGUAGAGGCAAUGCUGAACGAUCGGCGCCGUCUUGCACUGGAGAACUACCUAGCCGCCCUGCAGGCUGAUCCACCCAGGCCCCACCGUAUCCUGCAGGCUCUGAAGAGGUACAUGCGUGCAGAGAAUAAAGAUCGUCAGCACACCAUCCGCCAUUACCAGCACGUCCUGGCCGUGGACCCUGAGAAGGCCGCCCAGAUGAAGUCCCAAGUGAUGACCCACCUGCGGGUGAUUGAGGAGAGGAUGAACCAGAGCCUGUCUCUGCUCUACAAGGUGCCAUACGUCGCAGAGGAGAUCCAGGAUGAGAUUGAUGAACUUCUACAGGAUCAGAAGGCCGAUAUGGACCAGUUCCUGUCCUCCAUCUCUGAGUCUCAGCCUGAUGUCACUGUAUCCUCUGAGGAGAGCGUGGAGGUUCCUGCCUUUGAAGGAAAGCCCUUCCGCCCCUUCCAGGUCAACUCUCUGGGCUCACCCGCUGAACCCGAGGGCGAUCUCUCUGAACCGCCUCGUGCCUUCAAGAAAGGCUCUGGCAUGAACAGUCUGGAUGGUCUGAUUGGAGCAGAGGAAAAAGUCAUCAACAGCAAGAGCAAGAUCAACGAAAAUGUGGUGAUUGAUGAGACUCUGGAUGUUAAAGAAGUGAUUUUGAAGGGUCUUGAUCCUCUGUUCAGUCGUGGAUCGGAGAAGGAGACGUUCCGCCCCCUGGUGGAUGAGUUCAGCUUCGGAAGCAGCGCUCUGAUUGGCCUGCUGGUGAUUGCGGUGGCCAUAGCGACGGUGAUUGUGAUCAGUCUGGUGCUGCUGAGGAAGAGGCAGUACGGCACCAUCAGUCACGGCAUUGUGGAGGUUGACCCUAUGCUAUCUCCAGAAGAACGUCACCUGAGCAAGAUGCAGAACCAUGGCUAUGAAAACCCCACCUACAAAUAUCUGGAGCAGAUGCAGAUUUAGCCAUUAUAGGGGCUGUGGAGCAAGAGAGGGGUGAACAUACUACUGACCAAUAUAAAACUGCUCUCAAAUCAUUUCAUGCAUUUGAAAUGCAUAUUCUGGUUCAUUUAAAGAAAACAACGGUUUAUUAAUACUACUACUAAUACUGCUACUGUUGUACCAUGGAGCGCAAUUUUAUGCUCUUGUAACUUUUGUUUUUUUUUCUUUCAAAGGCAAUUUAUCAGUGGUUUUAAAUCAGGAGAACGUGACUCUGCGAAUUUAGCUUGGAAUUGAUUUUCCGUAAAUAAAAUUGGAGAGUAUUAUAAUGUUGUUUUAAAUGUUAAUUUUUAUAAAGAUCUAGUCUAUAGUGGUACAGCAAAGCUGAAACAAUCAAUAUAAAGACACAGCAGUUUGUCUACACCA
Molecule: messenger RNA, 2916 nt
Organism: Rhinichthys klamathensis goyatoka
Lineage: Eukaryota; Metazoa; Chordata; Actinopteri; Cypriniformes; Leuciscidae
Gene: aplp2
Product: amyloid beta (A4) precursor-like protein 2
Exons: 18
Coding region: 187-2517 (776 amino acids)
Biological process (GO): central nervous system development; axonogenesis
Cellular component (GO): membrane
Molecular function (GO): serine-type endopeptidase inhibitor activity; heparin binding; transition metal ion binding
Source: RefSeq, a predicted model, not a curated record